CUUUUUUCAUUUUUUUUUUUUUUCGCUUUUCAUUUAUUAUUUUUAUUUUACUUCUUCACUUACACAAUAUAUUUUAAAUACCCUUUGAUGUUCAAUUAGCGUUUAAAGUUGUUCGUUCUGUUGGGGCAUCGGCGUUCCUUUGAUCUUGCUUGGAAAUUGGUGGGCGCUUCAUGUUGACCGCUUCCUGGAAGCCCAAAAAUUCGUUGCGGGACCUAUUUUUGGGAAUGGAAGAAUCGACGUUUGUUUACACAUAUCGAUGGAACAAGAGUUAAAUAGGAGACGGGGAAUUGAAACUUACAAUGGAGUGACAAAUGAGGUCGUUCAAUACGAAUAUAGAAGGGAAAGGUGAGGGCACCUUGAAGAUAAAAAGAAAAGAUAUAAACAGCGAACAAAUAAAAUCCAUACGAACUAAUUUUGAGAAUCCCGCCCUCCUGGAGAGCUUUCAGCCAUGGCACUAUGAUGCUGUCCAAUUUUUGCCUAUUUGCAUGCAGCGCUGGUGGUUUCAGGAUGUGCUGCUAAAAUCCUCCCCCCGCGUCAGGAUAGUUGGUGGAAAAAUCUCCGUGGACUCGGUAUAUCAGUAUCUACUUUAAUUGUCCUGCGCAAUUCGGAUCCAUCGCAACUCCUCGUCUUCCAGGCGGCAUAUUGCCGCAAACGAAGAUUGCAGUCCAUCAUAUAUACCCUUCGACCUGGAUCCGCUACUGGUGGACUCUUGGGGGUCUUGAUGCCCAAUAGUACAGUCUCCAUAGACGUAGUAUUUGUAAGAUAAUUUUGUCCUUGUUUCUUGUUUUGACCUGGUCGUGGACUCGUGGUUGCUUGCGCUAACUAUGCCCGCCCGACAAUUGCUAGCUAGCCGUCGCGCUGAACCAAGGGUGGUGGGUGAUGGUCACCGAUUACGAAGGGCUACAUGCUCAGCUCGCUGCUGGCCCGCAAUCCGGGUAUGCCACGCUCGAUUCGGUACGCGUGGUCCUCAACGAGGGACGGAAGAUUGGAUUAGCUGCCGACGUCAGGUACGCGAUAUGGGGUUAUUCUGAAGGCUCAUUGGCUGGCGGUUCGGCUGCAGAGUUGCAACCGCCAUACGCGCCAGAGUUGCACUUCACGGGGGCCGCCUUGGGCAGUAUCAUUGUCAAUAUCACCUCAGUCGUAGAAUCGAUUAAUGGAGGUAUAUUCUCGGGUCGCUUAUUUAGAGGCUUCUACGGUCUUGCCAAGACCUAUCAGAAUCUCACAGCGUGGAUGGAUGAGAAUGUGCUGCCUGACAAAAGGGCCGAGUUUUUCAAGCAUGCUACAAAUUGCCAGAUCCAGGGAAUAGAUGGAGCAUUCCAUGAUAUUUUCUCCUAUUUCAUUGAUGGCGAGAGGCCCAUUUAUGAGCCCGUCCCCGCAUCCGUGCUUGACUGGUCUGGGCAGAUGGGCCGUCGCGGAAUGCCGACCAUGCCGCUGUUCAUGUAUAAAGCGUUCGGGGACGAGAUAAGCCCUGUUGAAGACACUGACAAGCUGGUACAUAAAUAUUGUAGUAACCGGGCCACCAUUGAGUACUAUCGAAAUUUGAUAGGGGGGCACGUCACUGAAGCCAUCAUCGGAUCUGUAAACGCUUUAGAAUGGGUUUCAGAUCACCUGGCUGGGAGACCUGUGCGGAAUCUGGGAUCUUGCAGGACAGAGAAUGUACUCAUAACAAAGAUUUGA
Molecule: messenger RNA, 1677 nt
Organism: Blastomyces gilchristii SLH14081
Lineage: Eukaryota; Fungi; Ascomycota; Eurotiomycetes; Onygenales; Ajellomycetaceae
Product: secretory lipase
Exons: 2
Coding region: 880-1677 (265 amino acids)
Biological process (GO): lipid catabolic process
Molecular function (GO): triacylglycerol lipase activity
Source: RefSeq, a predicted model, not a curated record